UUUUGGUUUCGCCCGAUCUGAGGCGCAGUCCCGCAGGCAGUCAGUACGCGCGCGACGCUUGUAGUGUUGUGUCUGUGUGCGUGUUACUACUGAGAGGAGACCGCGAUGCCAUACAAAUGCACAGUCUGGAUUUUAAAUAAGCGGCAUUUAAAAUGAAGAGGCAAAUACCUGUGAAGAAAAUAUCAUAAGUAGCAAGUCAAGAAGAAGCCAGCGUGUGUUUGUGUGUGAAUGAAGAUCCAUAAGCCAUGUCUUUUACCUCCAAACAAGAGAGGACGGUGUGUGUCCUCCUUCCCACCAAAGAGACACUGGACAUCAAAGUGGGGCUGAAAGCAACAGGUCAAGAUGUGUUUCAGCGUUUAUGUGAACUUCUCGGGGUCAAGCAGCUGCACUACUUUGGACUGACUUUAGUGAAAAACAAUGAGUACAUUUUUUUGGACCUGGAGGAGAAACUUGCCAACUACUUCCCCAAGGAGUGGAAACAAGACUCAGGGAAGGGGUCGCAGAAGAGGUCAAUACCACCCCUGCUCUGUCUGAAGGUUCAGUACUAUGUGGAGAAUGGCAGACUCAUCUGCGAGCGUAAAGCGAGGAAACUUUACUACUAUGACCUGCGUGAACGUGUCCUGCGAUCAGAAUGCAGACAGCAGGAGGAAGUGUACUUCCAGCUCGCAGGAUACGCCCUACAGGCCGAUCACUUUGAGCACUCCUCAGAUGGUCACAGUCAGGGACACGCUGCGUAUUUCCAACCCAAAGAAUACUUCCCUCCUUGGAUAAUUGCAAAGCGUGGCGUUGACUACCUGCUGCGUCACGGGCCCAAGGUUCAUAAAGAGAUGUGGGGGAUGUCUUCUCGUGACGCUAUCUUGCUGUUUAUCAGAGAAUCGUGUCGUCUGGAGGAUGUCCCAGUCACCUUUUAUCGCCUACAGAAGGAUAAGAAAGAAGAGAAAGGUUCAGCCCUUCUUGGACUCACGCUCAGAGGAAUGCAAGUGUAUCAGGAAUUGAACAAUGUACGUGACCUGCUCUAUGACUUCCCCUGGUUUCACGUGGGACGACUCACAUUUCUGGGGAAAAGGUUUGAGAUCCAGCCGGACGGUUUGCCUUCUGCCAGGAAGCUGGUGUACUACACGGGUUCAGCCUUUCGCUCUCGACAUCUUCUACUACACUUAAGUUCCUGCCAUCGACUGUAUCUCAGCUUGCAACCUGCUCUCAAACACCUGCAUCAGCUGGAGGAGACGGAGGAGAAGAAGAGAUACCGUGAGUCGUACAUCAGUGAUGAACUGGACCUGGAUCAGCCCUGCAGUGAGGGCAGUCCUCACCUCUCCCGACACUCCACCAGCAGCUCCGGCAUUGAGGUGGACACCAGGCAAUGCAGCGUCUCCGUGGAGAUGGUUUCCAUGGAGGAGAAGGAGAAGUCUUUCAUCUCUGCCGUCAGUCAAGGCUCUUCUCAGACCUCUGACGUUGACACGAGCAGCAAAGCCCAGGCUGAUGAGGAUGAUUUGCACGAUGAAGAUGAGCCACGUGAAGUUUCUGUGGAUGACCCUGAGGAUAUCUUACGAUUGGCUAAGCUACUGAAGGGCGUUUCUAUUGACCGUCCCACCAACCAAUCAGACACUGAUUUUAAAGGUCCACGAAUGACUUCAGUUAAGACAGACAAUGAGCAAACGACCCUUUGUGUUACUGACAGCGAUGAACAGGUUUGGAUUCAGAAGACUUGUAACCCAGUCAACCGUCAGAGUCUGAGCCUGGAUGAUGUGCGGCGGUUUUCACCUCUCGUACCACUAGGAACGGCAUCGGUUCUUGACACCUGCCACAGCUACACGUUCGGUCUGCCCAACUCCUCGAGCUCUCCGACCAGUUCCUUUCCAGACAAACCUUCAUUCAAUGCACAGCGUGCCACAAACUGCCUGUCACUGGACCAGCUGGAGGAUAACCAACCAUUGGAGCUUGUCUUUUAAAAGAAAAAGAGAAACAGACAGCAGAAGGAGAAUAAAGACGUGAAUUUUUAAAACUAAACCACACAAUGCGUUAAUAUGCUAUUUAGCAGCCAUACAACACAAUUGUGGGUUGUUUACAGAUAAUAGUAUUCUGCAAAACUUUGUGUGGUACUUUAAAAUCGAACAAGGACUGAGGCAUCAUUUCGUCUGACAUCAUAUAAGUGAUAAAAUGAGUUUGUUUCUUAACUUGCUGUGAUCACAACAAACAAGAGGACGUUUCACAUGAAGGUCUCAGACGGGGAUGAUCUUUCUCUAAAAUGCUUUAUAAAUAAAUGAGAGUGUUUGGCCUCGGGUGGAUUCUCAGGCAGCUUAUAAAUGAACACGAAUGAGAUUUCACAAGCUGUGCUCAGAUUCUUGUACUUUUACAUUGUCAGACAUUUCCUCAAACACAACAUGAAGCCCAUUUUGUUUCUAUAAUCUGCUGCAUUUUAAAGAGAAAAAUAAUGAACUUCUGGGCUGGACUUGCUUUGGGAAUGGAUUGAAAAAUAGUUUGUUUGUAUUCAGCAUCAGAAUAAAGCCAGACAUAAUUAGUCAUAACUUUCUGCUUAUUGGUUAACAUCAUAAUCCAAUAGCCCGUGUGACUUCACUUGAGUGGUAUUAGAAAAGCAAGUUACUACAUGGUGAUUAUGUAAUUGCAGGUACAGUUGGUGUCCAAAGUCAUUAUUUUUUCAGCUUUUUUUAAAUUGGUAUAUAUUUUUUAUUAUUUUAAUAAUCUGUACUCAUUUUCCUGAAUUACAAAAUGUUACAGGCCAUAACAAUUUGGGCUGCAUAAUAACUAAUCGCAGCUAAUCGUUUGCAGAAUAAAAGUUUUAGUUUACAUCAUAUAUGUGUGUAUAAUAAUUCUGUAUAUAUAAACACACACACAUGCAUGUAUAAUAUUAAGAAAAAAAGUAUGUGUAUGUAUGUUAUUCAUAUUUAUAUAUAAUACAAAUUAUAUAUGAAUAGAAAAAUGUAUAUAAAUGUAUAUAAAUAUUUCUUAAAUGUGUGUGUGUGAGUGUGUAUAUAUAUACACAGAAUUAUUAUACACACAUAUAUGAUGUAAACUAAAACUUUUAUUCUGCAUGUGAUUAGUUGUUAUGCAGCCCUAAUAACAGUAUACGGUAAUAUUUUAUAUAAAAGUGUCUUAUAGCUGAAAGUCAAGAUUUCCUGUUGUCCAAAUUACUGUCAAUUCUGUUACCGUCAAACUCGGUUACUAAACAAAGUCAAUAAAAAAUAAAACAAUUGUUAACUUAAUGCAUGUUUUUGUUCUCAAUGUUGCACAUUUUUCUUAAAAAAAAAAAAAUGUAGCCCUUAACAAUAUAUGUCAUACUCUGUUACCAAAGUAGAGUAACAGUGCCACUUUUUUCUUU
Molecule: messenger RNA, 3337 nt
Organism: Misgurnus anguillicaudatus (oriental weatherfish)
Lineage: Eukaryota; Metazoa; Chordata; Actinopteri; Cypriniformes; Cobitidae
Source: RefSeq, a predicted model, not a curated record